This is a messenger RNA of Drepanopeziza brunnea f. sp. 'multigermtubi' MB_m1, 774 nucleotides long. RefSeq lists its product as uncharacterized. Lineage: Eukaryota; Fungi; Ascomycota; Leotiomycetes; Helotiales; Drepanopezizaceae. The record is from RefSeq and is a predicted model, not a curated record. Gene Ontology annotation, biological process: protein folding. Gene Ontology annotation, cellular component: cytoplasm.
AUGGCUGCACCAAAAGAAGAGCGUAUUGCUGUCCCAAUAGACGAUCCGAAUGCAGAUACAGAAUGGAAUGACAUUCUACGCAAGCACAAGAUCAUCCCCGAGAAGCCUCCCUCUCCCACACCUUUUAUAGAAGAAGCUAUCCUCGAAGGCCGCCGACUAGCACACGAGAACCGCCUCGAAGGCAAAGAUCUCGAUGAGCUCGAUGAACUUGAAGAUCUAGAAGAUGAGUCUUUCUUGGAGAAAUACCGCCAGCAACGAGUCCAAGAGCUCUCUUUCAUAGCCAAGGCGGCUCUCCACGGCGCCGUCUAUCCCAUCUCGAAACCAGACUUCAUCCGAGAGGUCACCGAAGCGAGCAAGAACGGGGCGGUGCUUGUGAACUUGACAAGUGGGCUCGGCACGAAUGUCGAAUCGAGGGUACUUACAGAGCUAUGGCGACAAGCGGCGAAAGAGUAUGGCGAGAUCAAGUUCUGCGAGAUGAGAGGCGACCUGGCGAUUGAAGGAUACCCGGACAAGAACUGUCCCACAAUCUUGGUUUAUAACCAAGGCGAUAUUGUCAAGCAGAUUGUGACGCUGAUGACGCUGGGAGGGGUCAAGAUAGGGAUGGCAGAGAUUGACCAGCUGCUGAUCGAUAUCGGGGCCGUAAGGGACAAUGACGUGAGGAUUUUGAGGCGGAGGAGAGAUAAGGAAGAUUUGGAGGAGGAGAAGAGGGAGAAGGGUGGAAUCCGGUCCGGCGGAAAACAAGAAACAGUGGACAGUGACGAUGACUGGGAUUAA